UCCUUCGUCACUAUCCACUAUAAAACCCCUUUUCCCCUUUCCCACAACCUUGAGAUUCUUCUCCCACUUCUUUCUUCCUAUCAUUCAAGAAUUAUCGUCACUGUCGUUCAUCAAAAAUGGCCGGCGAGAAGAAGGAAGUUAAGAUCUUCGACAGCGACGACGAUCUAGUUGAGGGCAUCGCCAAGCACACGACGGAUCUCUCCCGCAAGUUCUCUAUUCAAAGGGGCGCCUUCACCGUCGUUCUCUCCGGUGGUUACCUCAUCGAAAAGCUCAGGAAGUUGGUGGAGCCGCCGUAUGUCGGUGAAGUCGAUUGGGCUAAGUGGCAUAUCUUCUGGGUCGAUGAGAGGGUUGUGAAGAAGGACGAUCCCGAAAGCAACUAUAUGCUCGCCAAAAACGGUUUCCUUUCCAAGGUUCCUAUUCCAGAAGACCAAAUUUAUGCUAUUAAUGAUUCUCUAGACGCUGAGCACGCAGCUGAAGACUAUGAGUCCAGGCUGAAGGAGUUAGUGGAGCGAGGGGUGGUGGAGAUUUCUCCUCAGACUAAAUUUCCAAGGUUUGAUCUUAUGCUUCUGGGAAUGGGGCAUGAUGGUCACCUUGCUUCUCUUUUUCCUCAUCACCCGCUCCUCAGUGAGAAGAAUAGAUGGGUUACAUUUAUCAAGAAUUCUCCAAAGCCUCCACCUGUUCGAAUAACCUUCACUUUUCCUGUAAUUGAUGCUUCGGCUUACAUUUUCAUGGUGGUUGCUGGAUCUGCUGAAGUUGAUGCAGUGAAGAAAGCUUUAGACAACAAUUCAUCAAAUGAUUUGCUGCCUGUGCAAAUGGUUAAGCUUGAGAACGGGGAGUUCAUUUGGUUUCUUGAUAAAUUGGCAGCUUUGAAGCUUUAAUUAUCUAGGAGAUGCUUUUAAUAAUCAGGGAUUCUGGCAUUAACUGUCAAGUGUUCUUACUCUUGAAUAAGGUCCUGCUGCCCCCAAUGAUGAAUGUUACCUUCUAUAUCCAACGUUAAUGUACUGAAUGACUGUUUGUAUUAAAUAAAUUGUGGCACAUUUGCUUUGUGAGAGGGGUGAUUAAGAUUUCAUU
Dendrobium catenatum is the source of this 1071-nucleotide messenger RNA. RefSeq names its product probable 6-phosphogluconolactonase 4, chloroplastic. The coding region runs from base 117 to 878 and encodes 253 amino acids. The record is from RefSeq and is a predicted model, not a curated record. Gene Ontology annotation, molecular function: 6-phosphogluconolactonase activity. The transcript is spliced from 4 exons. Gene Ontology annotation, biological process: carbohydrate metabolic process; pentose-phosphate shunt. Lineage: Eukaryota; Viridiplantae; Streptophyta; Magnoliopsida; Asparagales; Orchidaceae.